Molecule: messenger RNA, 1509 nt
Organism: Aphidius gifuensis
Lineage: Eukaryota; Metazoa; Arthropoda; Insecta; Hymenoptera; Braconidae
Exons: 6
Coding region: 208-633 (141 amino acids)
Source: RefSeq, a predicted model, not a curated record
CUCUCUCUUUCUCGGUCAAUUUAAAACCAACCUUUAAUAUUUAAAAAACAAAAAUGUCAAAAUUCAUAGUCACAUAAAGAAAUUUAAAAAAAAAUUACUUAAAAAUGUCUAAUAAAUAAAAAAUUUAGCAAUUCAUAGAAAAAAAAAAAUAAAUAAAUAGAUAAUGCAAAUUAUAAAGUAAUAAAUAAAUUUUAAAUAAAUUACAAAAUGGAGACAACUAGUUUGUUAAUAUAUAACAAAAAUUCAGGAGGUUAUUUAACUCGUUUGAUUUGGAAUAUACUUUUGGCUGAUGGUGAAUUACGUGCAUUUUUUAAUUUAGGAAGAAAUUGUAGUUUUGUUACAAUAUUUAUGAUUGGAUUAAUAAUCAUCAUGGCUGCCUGCACAUUUAUGAGCACGAAAAUUGCAAAUUCAAAUGAAUUUCACAGUCGUUCGCUGCAAAACGAAGCAAACGAGAAAUUGCCAAGAAGGCAAAGUAUUUUAAGGGUGAGACCAGCGUACAAUUGUAUUCACAAACACUUGCAGCAAACGGAGGUUUUUCAAGAAAAGACGAAGCAAACGCUGCACAAGGAGCAUUUGGAGAUUGAGUUGAUGAAGAGUCGAAUAGCUUGCAUGAACAAACUUCUCAGAUCGUAAAGAAAUAUAUUCCCGUUGAAAUUGACGAUGCUAAAAGUAAAAUGAAGAGUAGAAAGUCAAGUUUAUUUUUUAAUUUUCAAUUGCUGGUUAAAAAAUAAAAUAAAAUAGAAUACGAUAAUUUUUAUCUCAAUGGAAAACAGUGCUCGCUAACGAGCGCUAAUAACCCGUGCCCCCACAGCUCAAGAGAAGGAAAAAAUAUAUUUUUAUUUUAUUUAAUCUUUCUCCCUUGGUCGAAAAAAUACACCCUGGAAUUUAGCUGGUUUAAACGAGCACGCCACUUUGAAACAUCGGCUCGUUAGUGUUCAUUUUCAUUUACUUUUUCUUUCCUUUUUUUUUGUUUCGAUUGUGUUUUUUUUUUUCUAUUUUCCAGUAGCAUGUUGGACCUUUUAAAAUGCAAACAAAAUACUCUCGUAUCCCCUAUGUGACGCUAAAGAAAAAAAAUAUAUAUUUUUGAUCAUAGAGUAUACGUUUUUUUUUGUAAUUUAUUUUUAUCCCUUUUAAAUUUUGCAAAUGGAAAUUAUAAAAAUAACACACAAGUGAAAUUGGAAACUAGAUAAAUGUAAAUUAAAAAAAAAUAUAUUCUAAUUAAAAUGAGAUAUGAUUAAUGAGGCCAACAUUGUAUCUCGACAUUGAACAGAUAUUCCGAAAAUGUGUGCAUAAUUUAUGUAAUAUACAGACCAACUUGGUAGUAUCAUUUUUGCAUCACUUUACGACAACGAGUGUUGAACUUUACGAGUUUGAAUUAUUCAAGAAUUUAAAUAUCAUUUAUGUUAUAUAACUUGAAUAUAACGUGCAUGUGAAUGACAUUUAAUACAAAUAUAUUUCUUAAAAUUUUAAAAAAUAAAUAAAUAAAUAAAACCUCUACUUAUAAAUUAA